UAAGAGACUUCUUGUGUGAGUGUGUGACUAAUGUAAGGAUCACCAUGAUCAGUCACCUGUUGCUGUGUGUGUACAUCAUCACCUUCCUGAUGGGAGUACCUGCCAACAUAUUAGCCUUCUGCACUUUUUGUCGCAAAGUUCGCCACAAACCAACACCCAUCGACAUCCUGCUCCUCAACCUCACCAUUUCUGACCUCAUCUUCCUCACAAUCCUGCCCUUCAAGAUGAAGGAAGCCAUUGAUGGCAUGUCAUGGAAGCUAGACUACAUCUUAUGUCCAGUCUCUGGAUUUUUUUUCUAUUCCACCAUCUACAACAGCACUCUCUUCCUGACCGCAGUUAGUGUGGAACGCUACCUGGGGGUGGCGUUUCCCCUCAGGUACUCCCUGUGUCGCCGGCCGCGCUACGCUGUGGUCGCCAGCCUCUUGUUCUGGCUGGUCUCCUUCAUGAACCUCAGCAUCGUGUACAUCGUGGCCACGUUCCUGGAAGAAGAGGGCACGGUCAGCAACGGCACCACCCAGGUGCGCUCCUUCCCUCCCGAAACGUGUUACCUGAACUUUACCUCGAAGCAGCUGAACAUCCUGCUUCCUGUCCGCCUCGAGCUCUUCCUGGUGCUCUUCUGUGUGCCGUUCCUCAUCUGCUGUUUCUGCUACGUCAACUUCAUCCGCAUCCUGUCCCGCCUGCCCAGCAUUGGCCGGCGCCGGCGCCUCCGGGCCAUCGGCCUGGCGCUGGGAACCCUCCUGAUGUUCACCGUGUCGUUCGGGCCCUACAACGUGUCCCACGUGGUGGGGUUCGUCCGCAUGGACAGCGAGAACUGGAGGGACAUAGCUUUGCUCACCAGCACCCUCAACGCAUGCUUGGACCCCAUCAUCUUCUACUUCUCGUCCGCGGCUGUCAGGAGCAUGCUCAGUCACGGCCUCAGGAACUGCAUAGCCAAACUGCACAUCCUGAAGUGUGGAGGCGAUCUGCCCCCCUGUGUCUGACAAAUACAAAGAGACUUGACAGUGUUGUGGGGUUGUUGACCGCAUAACAAGUGUGUGGAGAUCGUGUGUAAUGUCUUUUAUAUAAUUUGGCCCAGGCACACAGCCAGAUUACAAUAGAACAGUGUUUCACAGAGCUUAAAACCAGAAAAUGUGUGUUCCAAGGGGAUGCUGAAGGUGAGUCUCAUAUUCAGUUAAUUUUGAGGAAAAUAAGUGAAUGACAGGAUGUGCAAACAGGGAGAGAUGACACUGUCAGUGUAACGUUGUACUGUUCAAGGAACGGUAAACAAAUGUAUUGAGAAAGGAGAUAAGGAUCGUUUGCCAUCUAUUUAGUAAUAAUGAGCUCCCCAGCCUGUAUCCACAUACAUGGAGUCAUGCAGGUGUCGUCCUGAUAAGCAGAGAUAAGUCCGCUUCAUGUUGUCCCUGGUACACUUACCCAGACGCUCUGCUUAUUGGUUUGGCAGUAUAGUUUAGCACCUUUUAUAUUAGUUUACACUAGCUUUAACAGGAAGACUUCUAUAGAAAAUCAACGGGGGUUUAUAAUGAAUCAUUCAAGCUAUUGUAGAAACAUUGCAGUUUAUUGUACAAUCAGAACUUAUCAUGCAAGUGGUUAGAAUUCCAUGCUGGGGUUGCUUUCUGUGGGAAAAAAAGAUAACCUUUACUCGUUCUAAAAGUCUCAAUCACCGCUCUUAUGUGCUAUAUACACUGGAUCCCAAACCCGCAUGAAUAUUUGAGAUUCUCUAAAACCUGUUGAGAUAUUUGUUGUAAAAAGUUAAUCUACAUAGGCUAGUGUAUUCAAUCAGUGAUUUAUGACCAUAAGAUGGCCAUCAUGAUUUAAUGCCCAAUCAACUUAUUUAACGCACUGUAACAGAUAUACAGGUGCCUCUUUAUGUGUCGAGGGAUACACAAAA
Osmerus eperlanus (European smelt) is the source of this 1888-nucleotide messenger RNA. Its product is annotated as free fatty acid receptor 2-like. Gene Ontology annotation, molecular function: G protein-coupled receptor activity. Gene Ontology annotation, cellular component: plasma membrane. Gene Ontology annotation, biological process: G protein-coupled receptor signaling pathway; cellular response to fatty acid. The transcript has a single exon. Bases 45 to 980 code for a protein of 311 amino acids. The record is from RefSeq and is a predicted model, not a curated record. Lineage: Eukaryota; Metazoa; Chordata; Actinopteri; Osmeriformes; Osmeridae.